AUGGCAGAUGUUUGGGAGGAAUUGGCUCAGAUCGUCACAAAUCCGGCUCCGGAUGCUGAUGGUGCUCCUUUUCGUGACAAAAUCACUUUCCUACUCCAGCAGCCUCUUGGAUCUAUCUCUAGAGAGAAUCUAGUCCAAGUAUCUUCCACAUUAAAAGUCCUCCAAGCUGCUCUUUCUUGUGUACCUCAAUACUUUACAACCCCACCUAAUUCCCAAACAAAAUUCGAUGUAUGGCUACUAUCCAGAUUCACCGCAAUGCUCGCUACUCCAGAGUACACUACAAUACACUCACCAAUGGUGGAACGAUUCGUCGCAAUCCUGGACAUGAUUGCUGAUCGUCGUCAAGACGGGGGAAUUCUCUUAUUUAGAGAAAUCGUCAUACAUCUCAUUGAUAUCCUAUUGGAUUUACAGACUUGGUUGCUCCAACCUCAACCAACUGCUGCGACAGUUGCUGAAGGCAGCAAGAUUGAUGUUAAAGGUAAAACACCUAUAAAUCGUCCAAUAGUAGAUACUGCUUCUACGAAAGACAAUGGGUUUACACGACGACGAUUCCUGGAUGUUUCUUCAUAUGCAGCUGCCGCUGCAGGACCAGAUCCAUAUGAAAUCAACAUCGAGACUACAGACCAAGCACUCAUGUUUCGUUCAAAUAUCAUUCAUAUCGUUGGAGCAGCCUACAAGACCAUGUCAAAUACAUUGUCUGAUACAACAAUGAAGCUCUGGUUGAUGAUUAGUAGUGAUCUGGCUUCUGCUUCUGCAGAAUUGAUUGAACAGCAUACAGAUCUAUUAUGGCUACUACAAACAUGUCUAGAAAUACCUCUAGCUAUACCCAUGCACAUUACCAUCCAAUUCUCAAAUCGCGUCUUUGGAGCCUUGAUUGCCGUCGUCAAUCAUCGAAAGCUGAAUUCUGAUAGUAAUCGACCAACCCCAAUGACUCCAACGCCGAAUGUAACAGUCGUGGAUGAUCAUUUUGCAGCCAUCUUACCCAAACUAAUGUCUUCAUCUUGGUCUGGUGUCAAUAUGGAUAUUGUAUCUGUCGCUAGUAAAGUCGUAUGCCAGUUGUUGCUGCCUGAACACGUGGUGUUGUUGGAUCGUAAUUUGCAGAUCGCUGUGUUAGACUUAUAUUCGACAGUGCUGACCUCGACCAAGUCGAUUCCCUCCGAGAUCAUGAUGGGAUACUUAUUGCAAGUGGCUGCGGCUCAUUCUCAUUUGAAAGAUAGUGUCAAAUCCUUGAUGAGCAAGAUAUUUGCUCCUGUCCCGAAGGUUCUGGCUCAAUCUGGAAGAAAGAGGAAGAGUGAUACACUUCUCAUGUCUGGUACUAAACGACACAAGAGGAUUGCGCCCACUGAUGGAAACAAAAAUAUGAUUAUUUCGCAUGAUCUUCCUUCACCACCUGCUGAUGAUGAUUCAAUGCAUAUAGCUGUCAGAGCUUGUGUUGAAGUUAUCAUUGAAAACGUUAAGGAAACCACAUUGGAGUCAAAUGAAGCUACCAUCAACGUCUUAUCUGUGAUAUUGCCCAGCCUGGCACAUAGUGUACUGCUUGAAGAUGUUGAAAAACUAGCAACACAUCUAUCAGCAUUAGCAGAACGUUACUUGAAUUUCAAAGGAUUCAAUGGACGGCCAACCUUCCCACCAAACAUUCUACACGUACUGGCACUAUCUGCACCUCUUCUCUCGUCUAGGAAUGCAUCACUACCUAUUAUAAUCGCCCUCACUACUCCAUUCAUGGCAUCACCAUCUGAAGCCAUGUCUGCAGAAUUUGCAAUGUCGACAGUGGCACAAUCUAUUAUAACGGCGGGUGGUGCAGUCGAUGUAGAGAUUGAUUUACAAGUUAAAUGUUUGUCGGGAUUGGCGGCAUUCUCAAAUACACCGUCGUAUCUCAAGGAUUUGUUGGUCGAGGCCAGUCGUUAUACCAAGGGAGACUUGUCGCAGCUUGCGAUAGCAGUUUGGAAGUGCGCUCAUAUAGUAUCUGGAUUGCCGUUGUAUUGGUGGAGCGAGUUGUCUAUACCGAAGCAACAUGACGACGAAAUAGUAAUCCAAGCUGCUGCAAAAAGUAUCGCAGACAUCAUAUGUGCUCCAUACUCUAAACGAGAAUUUGGAAGCCCAGUUGAUUGUAAAGUAUGUGCCAGUAUCUCUACCCUAGCAGAGGGCCUCAUGGAUUUCAGUCUUCUUGAUGGCUUUCUUCCAUAUCUUUCCAAUGCAUUCAAUUUGCCGAUACGUAUUGCUUAUGUGCAAAGUCUCGAGCGAAUUGUUGCGCAUUGUAAACUACAAGAUUUGGAUUUGAAUCGUUGGACUGCUCUUACUAAGUUGCUUGGAAGUGGUAUUAGGACUUUGCGUUUGUCUGCUGGUAUUGUUGUGACUCGUAUCCUUAUUCGUCUUAUACGACUGGGUACAGUUGAAUCUCGUGCCAUGUUGAUGAAUAACGUCUCGUUACUGCUCAAUGAUAUCAGAAAACUUGUGUCGGUCAAGGGCUCACUGGUCAUUGAUACAAUAUCGAUCUUGUUGGCUGGAUUGAGUGGCUUGGAAUGUGAUGAAGAGGUUCUGCUUUCUCCAACUUUGAAGCUAUUGGCUGACCUCCUCACAUUUGAGGAUGCUGUUGUGCGGGCUGUGGCUGCAGAACAGGUCAGAGCUUUGGCGACCCGUCGAAAACAAAGCCCAUGGUCACUCAUGUUUCCACAUCUCCCGAAACUGGCUCUACGAAUAGCACAACUAAUAAAAGCCCAGCCAAGAAUUGGAUACGAAGCAUGUCUAGUCUUUGCAUCAUCUGAAAAGGACUUUUUCCAAAAAAUGAUUCCUCAACUACUCCCACAACUAGUUCUGGCCAACGACGUUGAUACCAUGACCCACAUUGCCAAAAUCCUCGACAAGGAAGUAUUCAUAAUGUGUGUCAAUGAAACACAUCAUAUUCUGGCACACAUGUUUUUAAAUCACUCAGAGUCAUCAGUUGUUCAGAGAUCAUUGGAUUGGUUUCUGGAUAUGCUGAGAGCGGGUCUUGGAGAUGUACAGAUUACUCUAGAGUCGCUUAUGCGGAGCUGUCUGUUGGCUUUGGUUGCUGAGUUGGUUGUGGAGUGUGGGGAUCCUGUUGAGCAUAAGAAAGAACGAGCAAUUAAAGCAUUGACAUUGCUACAUGGUCGUGUGGGUGAAUCAUCAUCAGCAUCGACAUCAACUCAUGCCAAGGGUGCUGGUAAACCACUACCUGGAUUCUUGAAGCGUCAUUUCUUGGCUAUUGUGGCACAUAUUAAUAUGUGUAUUGGUAAUGAUGCUCAACAAGUACAAACUCUGGCUCACCGUAUAAAUGCUGUGAGGUCACUGGGUGAACUGGUGGUCAUGGUUGGUCAGGAUGGGAUAUUGGAUGUCAUUCCUCAGAUCUUUGCUACUCUUCAAAGUGCACUUGAGACAGCAGAGCUUCGAAAAGCUGCGUUGUACGCAUGGGAAAUGUUUUUAAAGACAGUCAAACCAUUAGAUGCUGGCCCUAUCUUAUCACAAGCUGCGGUCGCUCUGUUUCGAGAUACCACUCUAUAUACACCCGAAGAGAUGAAUGUAGCUGCUAAAGCAUUUGCUAAAUUGGCUUCGUCGACAGCAGCUGAGCCAUACCUAGCCGCACUUCCAGCUUUACCUGCUCAUCCUGCAUUACGAAGGAUUGCAGAAACAGUAAAUGCAAAACGUGAGUCACUUACACUACCUCAACGUCUUCAAGCAUUGAUUCCAGCCAUAAGACAUGAAAGUCCGGCUGUAGUAGUCCAUGGCUUGCGAGACUUGUAUCAGGUCUUGACUCGCUCUCAAUGUGAAAUCCAGACCAUGAUCGUAGCUGAAGUGCCUGAUCCAAUACUAGCAACAGUAGUUCGUGCCAUGCUUGACGCUCUAGCACAACAUGCUUCAACAUCCAAGAGUGAUGUUGGAGUACUUUGUGGUGAAUGUAUAGGUGCUUUUGGAGCUUUUGAUCCUGCCAGAUUAGAAGUACCACCACCACCUAUACCAGCUUGGGAAGCCGAAGUUGAAGAUUUAGGAGAUCGAGCAUCAUGUUGUAAAUUAGCAUUCUCGCUCAUCCAAUCGCGACUUGUGCCUGCUAUGAGAGCUGGAGCUGGUGCCAAAGAACAGGGGCAGUAUUCUUUUGCAUUGCAAGAAGUAUUAAGAUAUGUAGGGUUUGAUAAACCGCUAGUUGAAGCUGCCGAACAACAGGUUCGAGCUACAGCUAAAUUUAGACAGUCUGGUGGUAUAGCCAUAUUGCCACCACCAGCACCAAAUACCCAAGAAGCCGAAUUACGAGAGAAGUGGAAUCAUUUCUCACCUCAAGUGCAAAAUACGCUUCGACCAUUACUUGAUACCAAAUAUACCCUCUCGAAAAAUUAUACUUUUCCAGCACCUGAACGACCAAUUUACAGGUCUGCACCAGGAUACCGUGAAUGGGCCAGAGAAUGGGCACUUGAUUUGGCUCAACGAGUUCUUGGAAGUGAAGCUGGCAAACUUUUUAAAGUGCUAACCGUUGUAAUUCGAUUAUCUGAUGAUGGAAGUUUCAUAACUGCCGUGUUGCCGCACUUGGUGUUGAAUCGUAUUGUAUUUGGUGGCUUGGCUGGACUUGAUGAAGUAUAUCAAGAGUUUACAUCUGUGUUGGAAGAUCAGGGGAGCGAUGGAGCUGAAAGUCAAAAGGAGGCUGAGAAGCGUCAGAUUAGUACACAGACCAUCUUCUCCCUCAUCGACCAUUUGACUCGGUCUUUACGAAUCCGACGUGUAAAAGCCAACACAGAGAAACAGUUACAAGCUAGACGUGCUGGUCGCUUUGUAUCACCAGAUGAACUACCAGAUACCGACUCAUCAACAGAACAAGUCGCCAAUUUCCUUAACAGAAUCCCACAACUCUUGAUGGCCGAAGCAUCUCGACGAGCCUCAGCACACGCUCGUGCCCUCAUGCAUGCUGAACGUCAUUUACGUGCAGAACGAGAUCGUAUACUCCCACCAACAAUGCCCGUAACCGCCAUACGACAAGUUGAAGCUGAUGCAGCAUUACGACCAUUAUAUUCAGAUCUACAACGAGCUUAUGCGCUUGUUGAUGAGCCUGAUGCUAUGGAAGGCCUGGUGGCUCGGAUGGGAGAGCCUACCGUGCAACAACAAUUGUUGGAACAUGAGACUGCUGGACGAUGGACAACUGCACAGACUUGUUAUGAGAUGAUCAUACAAGAGAGCGGGGAGACGCUGGAGAGCAAUUUGGGAUUGAUUAACUGUCUCAAGAAUUUGGGACAUCUAGAAACAUCCCUUACGCAUAUCGAAGGAGCCAUGACCCGUAAUCUUGCUUGGGCACCUGCUCUUGUAUCAUCUGGUAUAGAAGCAGCAUGGCGAUUAGGAUCCUGGACUGUCUUGGAACGUCUAUUAGAAAAAGACCAUCAACCAACGUUUGAAGUAUCAGUUGGAUCCCUAUUAAUGAUGGCUCGUAUGGGUGAAAUCGAGAGUUUCACAAAUCAGUUAAGACAAACUCGUGAAUCCUUGGUUGCUCCUUUGGUAGCUGCCAGCAUGGAAUCAUUUAGACGAGCAUAUGAUACAACGACCAAGUUACACAUGUUGUAUGAAAUCGAGUCUGCUGUCUUGGCUGCGUCUCGUGGUACAGCUGGAGGUCAGGUCGUUAAGCAGUUGAUGAGUGAAUGGGAUUCUAGGUUGACUGGUACUGUGACGACGUUACGAGUUCGAGAGCCUAUUUUAAAUUUGAGAAGGAUCUUGAUUUAUGAUAUGGGGCAAGUUGUCAUGUUUCAAAACACUGCUGCAGAUGCAGGACGACUCUGGCUGGCAAGCGCUGCUCAAGCUCGUAAAGCCAAUAUUUAUUCCGCGGCAUACGCGGCUCUACUCCAUGCUGCACGAUUAGGAACUCCCGUAGUACAUAUCGAACGAGCCAAGUGGUUGCAUGCCGAGGGGCAUGUGUACCGUGCCAUGCAAGAAUUAUCAGAAGUCUUAGCUAAGGACGGUCCUGAACCAAGUGCUCCCCCUGCUUCUACAGCACCAGGUGCCCCUGCUGCUGUCGCUGCUCGUGAUGUUGUUAUUGACCAAACGAAUGAAAAGUUCAUCAAGGCCAAGACACAACUCUUGUUGACUAGAUGGAUGGCGGAGACCACUAGUAGUACUGUUCAAGAUAUUCGCGGGAGGUUUAAAAGGGUCACCGAGAAGCAACCAAAUUGGGAGAAGGGCUAUUUCUACUUGGGUCGAUACUUUAGUACGACGUUUGAGAAGGAGAAAGAUGAUGAGCGAAAAAAGAAUUCUUCGAAUCCCCUGACUAGCAACAUGAUCUCGUAUACACACCACAUUGUCAAGAAUUAUGGAUCGGCAUUGACUUAUGGUGUCAAGUAUAUCUACCAGACGAUGCCCAAGUUAUUGACUGUUUGGCUAGAUAUUGGAACUUUCAUUACGGAUGCCAGUGUCCCUGAAGCUGAUGGGAGGUACAAAAGUUUCGCUAUCAUCAAUCAUAGCGUCAAGAAUUUGUCACAGCAGCUACCAGCUUAUCAGUUCUAUACAGCAUUCUCACAAUUAGUUUCUCGUAUUGGCCAUCGCAAUAAGCAAGUGUUGAUAGUCUUGCAACGUAUCUUGGCCGCUGUUUUGAUGGCAUAUCCUCGACAAGCAUUGUGGCAUUUGAUGAUGGUGGCCAAAUCGUUAACCAAGCUGCGAAGUGAUCGAGUGAUGGAGGUGUUGAAUCACGUGAAGAGUGAUCCAAGUAUCCGAAACACAGCAACCAAAACCCUAUACAAUUCAUUGAUUCAAGAUGCUCAACGAAUGACUGAAGGACUCUUAGAGAUUUCGCAACGUCCUGUUGGUCAACGCCAAACGACCUUGUCAUUCAAUAAUGAUUUCCGCAAUUUGUUGAAAAUGGUACCCAGUCAAAUGAUUAUUCCUUUGCAGUCUGCAAUGACUGUGACUUUACCAGCCAGUGCCAAGACUUUGAGUUCACAUAAACCGUUUCCUGAUAACCUACCUCAUAUCGAUGGCUUCCUGGACGAAAUCGAUAUCAUGACAUCCCUUCAAAAACCUCGUAAAAUCACGAUGUUGGGUUCUGAUGGACGACGAUACAUGUUUCUCUGUAAACCCAAAGAUGAUUUACGAAAAGAUGCACGAUUGUGUGAAUUCAAUUCAGUCAUCAACAAGCUCUUGAAGAAGGAUCCAGAAGCCAGGAAACGUAAUUUACGAAUUCGAACAUAUGCGGUCAUGCCACUGAAUGAAGAAUGUGGAUUGAUUGAAUGGGUGGAAGGAACUACGACUAUACGACAUAUCUUGCAACGCCUAUACAAGUCCAAGAACAUUUCUUACAAUCUGUACAAGGAAAUUGGGCUAGUCCUUGACAGGAAACAACCUCAUGCAAUGGAAGGAUUCCGAGAUCAAGUAGUAACCAUGUAUCCCCCCGUACUGCAUGAAUGGUUUGUGGAAAGUUUCCCUGAACCUACUGCUUGGCUGGCUGCUCGAUCAGCAUAUGCGUCAUCAUGUGCAGUCAUGUCUAUGGUGGGCGUGAUUGUAGGAUUGGGAGAUCGUCAUGGUGAAAACAUCUUGCUGGAUGAACAGACUGGGGAAGUUGUUCAUGUUGAUUUCAAUUGCUUGUUUGACAAGGGUCAGACAUUUGAGAAACCAGAAAAGGUGCCCUUCCGUUUGACGCACAAUAUGGUGGAUGCAUUUGGUGUGACUGGAGUUGAUGGUGCCUUCCGCAAACGAUGUGAGAUUGCACUACGAAUUAUGAGGGACAGCAAUGAGUCCCUUCGUUGUGUACUUGAAGCUGUUCUGCAUGAUCCCUUUGUCGAGUGGAGUGUCAGGAAGAGCAAGGGUGGGAUUGAUCGCAGUGAAGACAACCCAGAAGCAAUCAAGGCAUUGGAAACAAUCCGAAACAAAUUGUUGGGAGAAGUCAAAGAAUCUAACUUGUCUAUUGAAGGUCACGUCCAUGAUUUGAUUACCGCCGCCACAGACCAGAAAAAUUUGUCUGAGAUGUAUAUAGGAUGGGCAGCAUGGUUUUAA
Synchytrium microbalum is the source of this 7971-nucleotide messenger RNA. RefSeq lists its product as uncharacterized. Bases 1 to 7971 code for a protein of 2656 amino acids. The record is from RefSeq and is a predicted model, not a curated record. Lineage: Eukaryota; Fungi; Chytridiomycota; Chytridiomycetes; Synchytriales; Synchytriaceae. Gene Ontology annotation, biological process: telomere maintenance; protein phosphorylation; DNA damage checkpoint signaling. Gene Ontology annotation, molecular function: protein binding; protein serine/threonine kinase activity. Gene Ontology annotation, cellular component: nucleus. The transcript has 24 exons.